UCCGCUUCCUUCCCCCUCGGCCUGCUUAGCGGCCGGGGCCGAAAUCGACCUAGUGAGUCCCUCGCGGGCGAACCAGGCCACAACAGCCCGUAGUAGGCGGGUGGUGUCCCAAGGUGCAACUCACCGCCGCGCUGGCUCAGCGUGGCGGUGAGGAUGCACAGACGGUGGUAGUGGCGAGAGGUGUGUAUGGACACUGUUCCCGCGGCAGUAAUGCAAAGCGGCAAACUGCACCUGGCAACCACCGUCGCGGAAAGCGUGGCCCACGAAGCUGGAGGAGUAGAGAGAUUCGUAAAUCACACGUCAGUAAGCACCGCUCGCGGGAGAAGGGAGGCAACCGCGGGCACCGCGGGGAGGGAGUGCUGCACCCUCUUCGUCAAAACACAACAGGCAAGAACCGAGCUCUGCAGAGAUGGAUUGAUGCGAGGAAACUCGCCGCUCGGAAAAUACGGAAGAAAGCACACCCGCAUUGCGAGGCGGACCGAGAGAGACACGAGACCGCAGCGGUCGUCAAGGCGGCUGCGAAGAAGAAGGCACGAGAGGACGACCUAUCGUUCGGCACGUUCAACGUACGCACGCUCGCCUACAGCGAUUUGUUCCGCGACCGGCUGUGAUGUGAUAGGACUUCAGGAGACCCGACGAGAGGGGCAAGAUUCAGUUGCACACCACGGGUACGUGAUCAUCUGGAGUGGCGCCCGUGCUGGCACCAAGGACAAGAGGGGCGUACACGGUGUGGGCAUAGCGAUCAAGGAAGCCAUGUGGGAGAGUGUGGGCGAGGAAGGUAGGACGGUGGAGUGCAUUAGCCUGAGGCUGAUGAAGGUGCGUCUACAAAUUGGCCGCACCUGCGGAGUAACUUUCGUGGUGGGUGAUCCGGAGGUUCACAGCCGUGACCAUCUCGUGGUGCUGAGGGACGCCAACGCACGCACUGGUAGGAGGCGAGACGGGUGCUGCGAUGCCAAGAUUAUGGGCGCGUACGGACGCGACAUUAUGAACAACAACGGGGAACGACUCCUUGGACUGGCGUCAGACAACCAACUCUCCCUGACCAACACCUACUUCCGGACACCGAAAGGUGGAGUGCAGCACACAUUCCAGAGCUCCAACAAGGGGAAGGAGAAGUACCGCCUCGACUUCAUCCUCAUGCGUCAGGCGGACCGGCGUUUCGUGCGCAAUGUCUCCGUCAAACGUGUCGACUUCAAAGACUCUGACCACAACCUCGUGCUUACGACUGUCCGCCUCCCCCCCCGUGUCGCACCCAACCGACGAGUGCGGGGGAACAGCGGAAGCAGCCGCAUCCGUGUCGACCUCGAGCGGUUAACGAAGGACAAACACCUACGGGUCGCCUUCCAAAACAGGGCCUCCAGCUGCCCUCCGCCCACGGCGCUCAGGCGGCCAACGGGAGAGACCGCCGCCGAGCUGACGGCUACGGUGAUGUCGGCCGCUGCUGAGACCGCGCCGCUGGCGAGGUGCGCACGAGGGCAGAGAGGCUGGUACACGAGCGAAGCGCAGCACGAGAUCUCUGAAGCGUCGAAGGAGAUUAAGGCGGCCCAGCAGCAACUGCGCGGGGCCUCAAAGAACAGCGCCUGCGAGGCGACCCUGAAGGCGAUGCUCAAGGCGGCGCGGAAGAAGCGCAGCAUCGCGAGGUGGAGAGCACUGGAAACGUUCUUCGAGGGCUAUGUACGGCAGCUCGAGAAGAAGAGCCGCGAGGGGGAUCAGGCGGGUUUCUACAGGCACCUGAAGAUGAUCGACGUCGAAGAGAGCGCCAAGGACCCGGAGGUGUGGUACAACAAGGUCGAGGACGGAGCGGCAUGGUUUAUGGGGCAAUGGCACAGGCAGGAGGCGGAAGCGUCCGCGAAGCGCCAGCGCGCGAAGGAAGCAGAAGCAGAGAGUACGGCCAUCUCAGGACCGAAGAGAAAGAAAGUCGGGGAAGCGGAGGUGGGGGGGAAGAAACGGCGACCGGGCAAUGCUGUAGAAGCGAGUAGGGCGGCCGAGGCAGCACUUAUGGCGAACUACCCUAUAUAA
This is a messenger RNA of Ectocarpus sp. CCAP 1310/34, 2019 nucleotides long. Lineage: Eukaryota; Phaeophyceae; Ectocarpales; Ectocarpaceae. The record is from the annotation of a GenBank genome assembly.